UCAUCCGUUCCGGGCUGUUAUAUUUCUGUUCCUAAUGUGGUUUAAUUAAUACGUUUAAUCAAUAUGAGUUCUUCAAACAGCUACAUUAGCUCUUUGGAGCCUAAUGACCGAACCAGGUAUUUUGAGAAAUUAAUGGUAAGUGUCGAAGACGCCGGCGAUAGUUCAAACCCGGAAGUGACUGGUUCGGCGGUGACUGGUGACGGUGUACGCCUACCUGACCCAUACAGUCUGACAGGUUGGAAGGAUGAUUUGAGCCUCUGGCCAGAUACGGACUAUGGGUGCAUCUACACCUACCUAAUCGAGGCUCCAGGUCCGUUUAACGGAGAAGCCAUGAAAGCCUAUAAAUCCCUGGAGGCGUACAAUCUCUUUAUAAGUGGCCAUGUGAGGGAGUGCAGGUACCACCCUAUUGGAAAAAAUGUGAAGGUCUGCUUCCUUAAGGCCAAGGUUGUGCCAGGACAGAGAGUAACAGAGACUCCUCACAACCCAUGGGUGUGUUUGACCAAAAAAGAGGGUUAUGUCAUGGCAGCUCACUGCACUUGUAUGGCAGGAUUGGGAGAGGUCUGCAGCCAUGUGGCUGCACUGCUGUUCGCAGUGGAGGCCUCCAGGUCUCUUCAGGAAAAACGGACGUCAUGCACCAGCAGAAAGGCCGUGUGGAACAAAUAUUACAAAGAUAAGGUUGAUCCACAAAGGGCUGAGGACAUGGACUUUUCGCACCCUAAACAUGGAGUCCAGAUCAAGAAGGCGCGCCGGAAGCCGCAGUGUGAUGUGCCACCACUCAGUGAAGAAGAGGCCGCUUCUGCUUUCUCACAACUGAGGAAGCUGUGUCCCACUGCCAGUGCUGUCAUUAAAGAGGAGGAGGACACAGACACAGCAUCAGAAGAUGAGUCAGAUGUCAACACAGAGACGCUUCCCCCUGUGGUAUACAGGUCUUGUCAUCCAGCCAAAGUCCCUGUUACUAGUGUUAGUGUAGACAGCAUCCUUGAGGAUGUUCGGUGCAACCCCGAGCAAAUCACAAACCUCAACAAAGCUACAGUGGGGCAGUCCAAGUCUGCUUUAUGGCGUCAGCAACGCAAGGGUCGUGUGACUUCUACAUCCAUGCAUGAUGUCCUUCAUGCAUCAAACCCCACCACUGCAGUACGGAAGGUCAUGCAAUAUGACUGCAAGGAUUUGAGCCAAGUUCCAGCUAUACAAUGGGGGAUGAAACAGGAGGAGAAGGCAAGGCAACAGUACCUGGAAGCUACCUUGUGCAUCUGCAAGGAUGUGAAGUUGGAGGAAGUGGGGCUCAUUCUCUACAAGGAUUUUCCCUUCAUAGGUAUAGCUAAUUUUGGCUCUUACUUCAAACUUAUGAAGUAUAGUACAUGUAAUUGAGUACCAACUACACAAUGUCUAAUUGACUUAUGAUUUUGUUGAUGUAACAAUGAAAUACAUGUACUUGUUUUAACAAUUGCACUGUAUUCGUACCAAGUGAAUAUGUGCCAUUUGCAGCAUUUGGCAAGUAUCAAAAGUAAGUACAUUAUGUUCAUGUUUGAAAUAUCAGAAACUUUGCCACUAAUUUGAACAUUACUGUUGUAUAUAUAGGUGCAUCUCCUGAUGGGAUGAAACAGUGUUCAUGCCAUGGAAGAACUGUGAUUGAGAUCAAGUGCCCAUACAAGUACAGGGACAUCUAUCCUGCUGCAGAUCUGUGUCUAUCAGAUGCCAACUACUGUUUAGAUAAGGAUUGUAAGCUAAAGACAGGGCACAGAUAUUACACCCAAGUCCAGACACAUAUGCUGGUUACCGGUGUCUCAACAUGUGAUUUUGUAGUGUGGACUAAUGCAGGCAUGGUUGUAGUAAAUGUUCCAAGGGACCAGUCACUGUUAAAUGUAAUGUUGUCUACAUGUGUCCAGUUUGUAAAGUCCAGUCUUAUCCCUGAGAUACUGACCCACAAGUUACAGUGUGGAGACUCUGGAGUAGAUGUGACUUUCCAGGAAGAUGAUGACCCAAACAAACGUUACUGUUCUUGUCAGAAACCAGCAUAUGGCAGGAUGGUAAAGUGUGAUAACAAUGAAUGUGAGUCAGAAUGGUUCCAUUACAAAUGUGUUGGCAUCAAGAGAAAACCAAGGGGCCAUUGGUUCUGUCCCAGUUGUCAAUGCUAAAUCCUACUGGACAGUUUGAAAUACUAAAAAUACUAGUAUAACAAUAGAAGGCAUUUUACAGUUUUAUGUCAUGUUUUAAAAAACUAAUGUAAAACAAGUAAGAAUUGUACUUUGUGGUAUACUUAUUAUAUUGUAGUGGGCUUCCCAAAAAUUUGUUUUGUGUCCCUUUAACAUUUUACCUUCAAUCUCAGUAUUUUGAUAUACAGAAAAGGCCAGCUCGUGCAGACAACAUUGCCAUUAAAAAUUACUUGAUUAGCUUUGGAAGUAAGUUUGUAAGAGCCGCACAGAUAACAACACUGUCACUGAGUAGAGGGGCAAAUGUUAAUGGACAGAUUUGGCUGAGAAUUUGGAAGUUCUUGAUUCUUUCAAUUGCACGUUCUACAUGAAUUCUUAGAGCUGAUAUCUGUCUGGCAUCUUGGACGAUACGCCCCGGGAGUUGUGUCCUUCCUGUGGUAAAUGGUGGCAUAACUAGUGUUGCUCCUUUCAGGGCAAGUUCCUCAGAAAUGGUGAAUCCCCGAUCUGCCAUAAUCAUAUCACCAUAUUCCACUUUGUUAUAGAAACGACUUUUUAGCGUAAUGUCUUUAUCAGAAAUUCUUCCACCCCAGGAACUGGACAGAAAUGACACUGCUCCAUAAGGUGUAAUAC
Messenger RNA from Branchiostoma floridae (Florida lancelet), 2780 nucleotides. RefSeq lists its product as uncharacterized. The record is from RefSeq and is a predicted model, not a curated record. Lineage: Eukaryota; Metazoa; Chordata; Leptocardii; Amphioxiformes; Branchiostomatidae. The coding region runs from base 64 to 1368 and encodes 434 amino acids. The transcript is spliced from 6 exons. Gene Ontology annotation, molecular function: zinc ion binding.